Molecule: messenger RNA, 450 nt
Organism: Plasmodium vinckei vinckei
Lineage: Eukaryota; Apicomplexa; Aconoidasida; Haemosporida; Plasmodiidae
Product: conserved Plasmodium protein, unknown function
Exons: 1
Coding region: 1-450 (149 amino acids)
Source: RefSeq, a predicted model, not a curated record
AUGGAUAACAGCUGGAGAUGUGAGUCAUGCUUAGUUGUAAACUCAACUAAUGCAGAAGAAUGUGAAUGUUGUAUGCAAAAAAGAGGCAGUACUGAAGCUACUGGCAAUGCUACUAACGAUAAUAAAGAUAGUAAUGAAAAUGCCCAGGAUACAAAAAUAAAUGAAAGUGAACAAAAACCCAAAAUUACAACUGGAGAAGGGGGAGGUUUUAUGCCUUCUGUAGAAUCUACAAAUAAUAAAAAUGAGGCGGAAUCAAAAAGCGUAUUUUUAACAGGUGCAGAUAAUAAUAAAUCCGUCAAAAACGAAGAGGAUGGUUCCGAAGAUAAACAAAAAAAUAAUGCAAAUAAAUCUAAAGAACGAAAACGAGGUGAAAAAAGGGAAAGGCAAUCAUCCUCAAGAAUCCAACCAUCGAGAAGAUGCACACAAAAAAAAAUAUGCUAUAAAACAUAA